Caenorhabditis elegans is the source of this 1407-nucleotide messenger RNA. It is a transcript of the gene Y52E8A.6, whose product is annotated as UNC93-like protein MFSD11. Gene Ontology annotation, cellular component: membrane. The record is from RefSeq and is marked reviewed. The transcript is spliced from 10 exons. The coding region runs from base 1 to 1311 and encodes 436 amino acids. NCBI's taxonomy places the organism in Eukaryota, Metazoa, Nematoda, Chromadorea, Rhabditida, Rhabditidae.
AUGGCUAUUGACCAAGGGACGAAAAAUGUGCUCCGACUAUCGAUUUCAUUUUUGCUCCUAUUUUUUGCUUAUAUGAGUCAAGAAUACAUACAAGAACCACUUAUCGAGGAAAAGCAUAAAACCGGUGGGAAUAUUGAUCCUCACGCCGGUUAUCAUAGUUUUGCUAUAACUUACUUCUUUUUCACACUUUCUUGCCUAUUUGUUGCUCCAAUAAUUGAUAAGAUUUCCGCGAAAUGGGGAAUGGUUCUGAGAUUUUCGGCAUAUAUUGCAUUUCAAUAUGGAUUUAUACAUAUGAAUACUUAUUAUGUGUACAUUACUUCAGCGAGUUUGGGUGUCGGUGGUGCUUUCAUAUGGGUUGGCCAGGGAAAAUAUCUGACGGAAAACUGCACAAGUGAAACUAUUGAACGAAAUAUUGCUCUGACUUGGUUCAUUUUUAAGUUCUGCCUCCUCGGUGGUGGAAUAUUUCUCUACGUUCUGUUCUACAAUCAAAAAAUGAACGAAUUUCUGGAAUCUGGAGAUUACAAAACAUUCGUCUAUAUCUGUUGUUCCAUUUCUCUAUUGGCGGCGAUUAACACGGCAUUUCUGCCACAAUCAGUGUAUGUUCCGGAGAGAAAGAAGCAUGAGACGUUCGCGAAGACAUUGAAAGCCACGUUCAAAAUAAUGCGUGAAUCUCCAAUGCUCCUCCUGGUCUCUAUCUUCCUCUAUACAGGAUUUUCCAGAUCUUUUUGGAUUGCAAUCUACCCAACCUGCAUCAAAUUCACCCCCGCACUCGGAGAUAACACCGCAAAACUUCUAGCGAUGAGUGGAAUUGCAACCGGGAUUGGUCAAAUUGUAGCUGGUGGAAUAUUCUCAGUACUCGGAAAACGUGUCAGAAUACUCGGAAAAGAUAUGAUUGUAGUGAUUGCUUGUGUACUUCAUUUGAUAUGUUUUGUACUGAUUUAUUUGUUCUUCCCAUAUGAUGCACCAUUGCAUCCUACACAGAAUGUUGGGACUUUUGAGCCAAAUGCCUAUAUAGCAAUAUUCUGUUCUGGGCUUCUUGGUUUCGGUGAUGCAAUUAUUCAGACUCAAGUCUACUCGUUCCUCUGUGACGGGUACUCGGAGGAAUCGUCUCACGCAUUUGCUCUAUUCAAGUUUUACAGUGCGAUAUCUUCAACAAUAGCCUUCUUCGUUUCAAAAUACUUCACGCUGGCCGGUCAUCUCGUUCUCUACGGAGUUUUUGCAAUUUUAUCAGCUAUCACAACAGUUCUAGCCCAACGAUUGUAUUUCCACAAAACUCGGCAUUUGAAUUUGAAUUUGAGUUUAUUUAACUAAAAGAAGAGAAAUAAACAAAUAAAACGAGACGAACCCUAAAAGAGUUCAACUCGAGUAAAAGUUACAAAAAAAAAGGCAUUUCUUUUCAGAGAACAC